Messenger RNA from Myxocyprinus asiaticus (Chinese sucker), 2428 nucleotides. RefSeq names its product SH3 domain-binding glutamic acid-rich-like protein 3. The record is from RefSeq and is a predicted model, not a curated record. Lineage: Eukaryota; Metazoa; Chordata; Actinopteri; Cypriniformes; Catostomidae. Gene Ontology annotation, cellular component: cytoplasm. The transcript has 3 exons. The coding region runs from base 122 to 400 and encodes 92 amino acids.
AGGCGCUGUCUCUUUAAAUGAGUGAACAGUGGGAUCACAGUAGCGGAACAGAGAUCUGCACAAGAGAACGGCCAACUGAUCGCCUCAGGACACAUACAAAGACACAUUACGAGACAACACUAUGGGCAUCAAACUGUAUUACACCACCGUCACCGCAUCAAGAGAGGUGAAGUCUCAGCAGGCGGAGGUGAUGCGGAUUCUGGACAGUAAGACCAUCAAGUAUGAGUUGAUUGACAUCUCGGUGGGUGGGGCAGUCCGGGAUGAGAUGAGGAGUAAAUCUGGCAACCCCUCAGCAAUCCCACCUCAGAUAUUCAAUGAAGAUCAGUACUGUGGGAACUAUGAAAUGUUUUCGGAGGCAGUGGAGGCAGACACGGUGGAUCAGUUUCUGAAGAUUGCAUGAAAGCCAAACCUGGUAGCAUCCAACCACCUCUUCCCUUACCGGUCCAUUUCCACAUUCCCAAAGGGAGGCUGGCCCGUACCUGUCUCUGCUCCGCUGGCAGUGCCUGCCUUCCCAUGUCUCAAUGCCAUGCCACAUGCCAAAAAUAGUCAACAGAAAUGCACACACCCACUCUAUACCACCCAAUUUCAUACGUGGUCAAUCAGAUUUUCUUUUGUGCUUUUGUUUUAUUUCUCUCAUGCUUUAUCUCGUGUCCUCUCUGGUUCUUGCGCUUCUGACACAUAAAUGCCACUAAUUUGUCUUAAUCUUGUUUGGAUCAGAGUGAUUGGAUGGUUAGUAAUUAGGUCAACUAAAUCUGGGCCACAACCUCUUGUUUAUUCCAGAUUGAACUAAUCCACAGUUCAAGAAUCAUUUUGUGUCCUGGACCAAAGAGUUAAAAUUUAAUCAGUGUGCAACAUGGACUUUUUAUUUCCAUCUAGUACUGAUAAAUCAUUUGGAGUGGUUCAUUGUAAGUGGGCUGAGAUUUAUUGUAUGUUGGUACUAAAAACACUGGCCUUUAAUUUCCAACAUGUGAACCAGCUGUAUUGGAUUUAAUAUCUCACACUGCAUUGUAUCGUUUCGUUUAGCAGUGUUCAAGCCACAGGUAUGCUGUUUUAGAGAGUUUCCGCUUAACAUUCCCAAAUUCAUUGAUUGAAAAGUGUUCCGUUGCGUUAAACUGUGCCAAUAUGUUUCUGUACAAAUGUGUUUUCCACUUUCCACAUGGGCAUAUUUCUCUUUUCUCUGAUGACAGAACUUGAGCUGCGGUUAGAGACACUUUUUUUUUUUUUUUUUUUUUUAAAGUCUACAGCAUCUAAAAUUCUGUGUUUUUGAUGGUUGAAUGUAGUGCUCAGGUCACAUAUCACCCUGAAAUCAAAACAUAACAUAAGACAUCAUAUUUUGCAUAAAGAAAAUUAAUCCAAAUUUAAAACCAUUAAGAUUUUUUUUUGUAUUUUGUGUAUUGUUUUCAUAACAAUUCAGCACAUUUUCCACUAAAAAUUUAAUUACUGUAAUGCAUCUGGACAGUUUGAGUGAUUUUCAUUCAUUUCAAUGGUGAUUCAUUAUGGUAAUAAAGUUUUUUGCAUUACGGUAAAAAUAAUUUGUGGGAAAAUGCCAAAAAUCAUACUCGUCCGAAAACGUUCAUGCUAAAUAUUAUGUCUUAUUUCCUUCUUUUGAUUUUGGGGUGAAAUAUGACCCAGACAAGAUCUUGACAGAUUUCAUGAGAUUCACCCCUAAGUCUUAUAGCAGAAUAUGGAGGAAUAUGUGAGGAACAUACUCCACUCCUGCUAUACCACAGAAAUUCAUCUCACGUUAUUCUGGUAAUGCACUAAAUGUUGGGGUUUCCAUAAUCAACAAGAUAAACAUUGCUUGAGCUUUUGAUUAGCUCAGUAUUUCUGCCGCAACUGCAGUGUUCAUCAUCUCGCAGUAGCGAAAUCACUCCAUGUAGCAUAAUUCACAAAUACACGUUAUUCCAUCAAGUGUUUAAUGUCAUUAAAUGGAGUUCAUUUGAGGUUGUAGCAUUGACAUUUUCAGCAGCUUAUCCUCAGAUGUAUUAUGUUGGUCAUAGUGGUACUUGAUUUAUAUAGUUGGCACAGUCUUACAAUCUUGUGAGUCAUGGUCUGACGUUUUGACUUAAUCUUGCAUCCCUAAUGUUUGCUGCUCCCAGUGAGUCUUAAAUCUUCUAUCUCAAGUGUCAGUUUUACUGUGAACGUAAUAAUGGGUUGGACUGACAGCUGGUUCAUGAAAUGAUUGUGAUCUUCCUCUGUCAUUAUUGUUUGUAAUGAUUUCUUGUUGUCUCUUUAUGCUGUACUGCUUUGCUUUUGCUUUUGCUUUUGGACCAACACCAUUUUUUGGCCAUAUUAAAAGAAUGAUAAUUAGGGAAAUGAAUGCUGUUGUCUUCCAAGAAGAUUGUGAAAUUGCAAUGUGUGGGUCCAAUAAAAGUGCAAAAGAAAAUAUGUCCCCCACCCAAUAAAAUUGCAUAUUGUUGUUAUAGAA